AUGGUGGAGCAGGGGCAUCAAAUGACAUUUAAAUUAUUGGACCUCAUGCGGAAGACAGGGUAUCCCAUUGUUCAGCACAAUGGCCAAAGGAAAUUCGGACCGCCUCCCGAUUGGACUGGGCCACCGCCACCGAAGGGUUGCGAAGUAUUCAUCGGGAAACUUCCGAGAGAGAUUUUUGAAGACGAGUUGGUGCCUAUAUUCUCUCGCGUCGGUAAGAUUUAUGAAAUGAGACUGAUGAUGGACUUUUCAGGAUCUAACAGAGGAUAUGCCUUCGUGACUUACGCUACUAAAGCCGAAGCGUCUGCCGCUGUGAAGGAGCUAAAUGGUUACGAGAUUAGCGCCCGACGGUACAUCGGAGUCGUGAAAUCUGUUGAUAACUGCCGCCUUUUUGUAGGCGGUAUACCGAAGACAAAAACCGAGGACGAUAUCCUUCAGGAACUCUCGAAGCGUGUGUCGGGAAUCGUGAAAGUGAUUCUAUACAAGAACGGUCAUGACAAAAGACUGAACAGAGGUUUUGCUUUCGUGGAGUUCACCUGCCACAGGGCGGCAGCGAUGGCGCGACGUGCUUUAGUACCGGGACGCGUCAAGAUUUGGGAUCAAGAGGUGAUGGUGGACUGGGCUGAACCCGAACCUGAUAUUGACGAUGACCAAAUGAAAAAGGUAAAAGUUUUAUACGCGCGCAACUUUCAAAUAAGUACUACCCCAGAAACAAUUAAAUCUAUAUUUGAAUCUGCAAUAAAUGGCAAAAUAGGGCGCGUUAAAAAAAUAUAUGACUAUGCAUUUAUACAUUUCUAUGAAAGAGAGCAUGCUGAGCUUGCUAUGGCGAAAUUACAAAAUGCUGAUAUUGAUGGAAGCAUUAUUGAGAUAAGAUGGGCUAAGCCAGUUGAUAGGGAGUUGUACCGAAUACAAAAGCUGAGCAGAGGCAAUGCGAAAUUUAACAAUAGUCUUGACCUUUCUCAAACUUUAAUGCUUUAUAAACGGCACUUGGAUAAAAAGGAAUAUGCAAAUUCUCCUAAAGAAGAUGAAGGCAUUGGGUCUGCUUGUGCAGGAGAAUCUCCUUGUUGUUCACCAAUGGACUCUAAAGCCACUGGAUGUCCUUCUAUUGCACCUCAACAGAAUUACACUUUGGCUCCAGUUAAGCUUGAUGCAAUGUGCAAGAGAUAUAGGUGGAAUUUACCAAUUUAUAAUUAUCAAAAGUAUGUUGACCCCACUGGUGCUGAACUAUGGGUUUGUACUGUGGAGCUGCCCCAUAUUGGAUUGCCAUUGUUGACAGUACCAAGCCGAAUAGGACCCCUGCGAACAAGGCCCUGUUACUCUAUUGAACAAGCAAAUGUAGAAGCGGCAGAGAUUGCACUGCAUGCUAUUAAGAUGUUGCGUGCAGAUGUUAUCCAGCAGUCUACACCAACUCCUGUUCAGCCAGCCUAUACACCAGUUCUACCCUCGAUUCAGAGCUGUGUGGGUUUUUCCUAUGACUACAUUAAUCCCAUAUAUCAAAGACAACCUACCAUACCUGUUACAAUACCUCUUUGGAGAUAA
Messenger RNA from Parnassius apollo (apollo), 1536 nucleotides. NCBI's taxonomy places the organism in Eukaryota, Metazoa, Arthropoda, Insecta, Lepidoptera, Papilionidae. The record is from the annotation of a GenBank genome assembly.